Macadamia integrifolia is the source of this 2511-nucleotide messenger RNA. RefSeq names its product L-type lectin-domain containing receptor kinase IV.1-like. Gene Ontology annotation, cellular component: plasma membrane. Gene Ontology annotation, molecular function: carbohydrate binding; protein kinase activity; ATP binding. The record is from RefSeq and is a predicted model, not a curated record. Gene Ontology annotation, biological process: protein phosphorylation. The transcript has 6 exons. Bases 1 to 2388 code for a protein of 795 amino acids. NCBI's taxonomy places the organism in Eukaryota, Viridiplantae, Streptophyta, Magnoliopsida, Proteales, Proteaceae.
AUGGUGGUUAAAGUGGGAAGGUUAUUUUUAGUAACAUUGAUAUGGCCUCUGAGUUGGCAAAUCUGCUACCUAAGAAAGAAAUUUGGUUUUUGUGAGAUAUGGAUAAACUGGGUGUAUCAGAUGCUUUCUUCUGCAAAGCUUUCAAUCAUGGUGAAUGGUGGCUCGGUUAUUCACUUGAGAAAAAGUAAGGUGUUCUUUGGAAAUGUUCUAGUGGGACGGAAGGCAAGGUGCUUGGGUAUCUUGGGAAUUCCUAAACGCAGUUUUCCUAAGAGUGCUAAGGUUGGAGAUUUUAUUUGGGAUGAAACCUGGAGACUGCCUUCUGUUUCAUCGCCUCUGUUGAAAGGAGAACAGAAAAAUAACUGGUAUACAAUGUUUGUCAAGUUCGUGGUGUUCUUCCUAGUUCUUAAGGGAUCUGCAGCAUCAGAGCAGGAUGACCUUGGUUUCACCUACAAUGGAUUUAGUGAAGUUAACAUGAGCUUGGACGGAUUAGCCCAGAUAACAAACAAUGGCCUCCUAAUGUUGGUAAACAACACUAAGCAACAGAUGGGUCAUGCCUUGUACCCUCAUCCGCUUCACUUCAAGAAUUCAUCAACAGGUAGCGUUUUCUCCUUCUCCACUACUUUUGUAUUUGCUAUGUUCUCUCAAUAUAGGGCAAGAGGUGGUACUGGAAUGGCGUUUGUGAUCGCACCCUCGAGCAAGUUUCCGGGUGCUUCGGCAGGAACUUAUCUAGGCCUCUUCAAUUUGACCAGCAACGGCAAAUCAUCAAACCAUAUCAUCGCAAUCGAGCUGGAUUGCCUCAGAAAUCUGGAAUUCUAUGAGAUCGAUGGAAACCAUGUCGGUAUUGACCUCAACGACUUGAAAUCUGUUGAAUCUGCUCCAGCUUCUUAUUUUAGUGAUAAAGAAAAUCGAAAUGUGAACUUGACCCUCUUCAGUGGACAAGCUAUGCAACUUUGGGUGGAAUAUUCUGGUCCACAAAGACAGCUUAAUGUAACUUUAGCUCCAUUUGAUGUACCUAAACCAACCAUCCCGCUCUUGUCCUUGAACAUUGAUCUCUCUCCAAUAGCUGUAGAUACCAUGUUUGUGGGCUUCUCAUCUGCUACUCUCACCUUCGAUCUACACCAUUAUGUGUUGGGUUGGAGUUUUAAGAUGAACGGGAAAGCCAAAGAACUAACAAUCUCCCAGCUUCCUAAGCUUCCUCGUUUCGGACCUAGAAGGAAACCUAGAAUUUUCAGUCUUGGAAUACCUGUGAUCGGUGUUACUUUACUGUUAAUCUUGAUCUUCCGCAUCCAAUUUAUAGUUAAAACCAAGAAAAAGUUUGCAGAAGUUCUUGAGGAUUGGGAACUGGAUUAUAGACCUCACAGGUUCAAAUAUAGAGAUCUCUACAUCGCUACCAAGGGGUUUAAGAACAAGGAGCUACUUGGAGUCGGUGGCUUUGGUAGGGUUUAUAGAGGAGUACUACCCAAAUCUAAAGCCGAAGUUGCGGUGAAGAGAGUAUCGUACAAUUCUAGACAAGGGGAGAGAGAAUUUGUUGCUGAGAUCAUUAGCAUUGGUAAAUUGCGGAAUCGGAACAUAGUACCACUCUUGGGCUAUUGCCGACGCAAAGGAGAGCUCCUUUUAGUUUAUGAUUUCAUGCCCAAUGGGAGUCUAGACAAAUACCUAUUUGAUCAAAAAACAAUAGGGAUGACACUCAAUUGGAAUCAAAGAUUUAGAAUCAUCAAAAGCGUCGCAGCGGCAUUAUUAUAUCUGCAUGAGGAAUGGGAAAAAGUUGUGGUUCAUAGAGACGUGAAGUCUAGCAAUGUCUUAAUAGACAAGGAGUUCAAUGGAAGAUUAGGAGAUUUUGGGCUUGCAAGAUUAUAUGACCAUGGAACCGUUCCUAAAACCACCCAUGUUGUGGGGACGCUUGGUUAUCUUGCACCAGAACUUUGUAGAAUUGGGAAAGCAAGCCCUAGUGUGGAUGUGUUUGCAUUUGGGGCUUUUUUGCUGGAAGUUGCUUGUGGUAGGAGGCCUAUCGAGCCAGAAGCUUUAGAAGAGCGUGCGGUGUUGGUGGAUUGGGUGGUCUCAUGUUGGAAAAAGGGUAGGAUUCUUGAUACGGUGGAUCCAAAACUGGGAAUGGAUUAUGAAGUGCAGAAAAUGGAAGUGGUGUUAAAACUUGGAUUGGUUUGCUCUCACUCAAUUCCUACUGCAAGGCCCACCAUGCGACAAGUUGUCCGGUAUUUGGAGAGGGAGGUCCCCCUAUUGGAGCUGACAUUGAUUGGUCCAAGCACAACCACAAAUGACACAACUUUCAUGACUCCUAUCGGUUCUGGUGAUAUCUCUGUGACUAAUCUUCAGAGCACAAUGACUCGGUCUUCAUCAGUUGUAGAAUCUAUACUCUCUGGUGGCCGAUGAAUCUAUAAUAUUACAGUUUUAAUCACAAUUCAAAGUGGUCUUCGGUGAUUGUUUUGUUCCCCUCCUCCCCCUUAGGUUUUGUUGUAUCCCCUAUUUCUAGAUGUUUUAAUUUCUUAAGUUAAG